AUGGGCAUCACAGACCAGGACAAAGUCCACCUCCGCCAGUGCGUCGACCUCGCCCGACAAGCCGUCGACGCCGGCGACAGCCCCUUUGGCUCCGUCCUCGUCGACGCCUCCGGCCAAGUCCGCUACACCGACCGCAACCGCAUCAACACCAAAGCCGACAUAACGUGGCAUCCCGAGUUCACCAUCGUCCUCUGGGCCCAGACCCACAUGACCCCCGAGGAGCGCGCCGGCGCCACCGUCUACACCUCGGGCGAGCACUGCCAAAUGUGUUCCACCGCCCACGGGUUCGCGGGGUUGGGCCGCAUCGUCUUUGCGUCGUCGUCGGCGCAGCUCAAGGCGUGGAGGGAAGAGCUUGGGGUGCGGGGCUCGGGCGUGGCGAGCUUCUCGGUGAGGGAUGUGCUUCCGGGAUGGACGGUGGAUGGGCCGGACGAGGAGCUGGCGCAGGAGGUCAAGCAGUUGCAUGUGAAGGCGAACAAGGCGGGGUCUGCCUAG
Messenger RNA from Parascedosporium putredinis, 492 nucleotides. The record is from the annotation of a GenBank genome assembly. Lineage: Eukaryota; Fungi; Ascomycota; Sordariomycetes; Microascales; Microascaceae.